Messenger RNA from Chlamydomonas reinhardtii, 5458 nucleotides. RefSeq lists its product as uncharacterized. The transcript has 32 exons. The record is from RefSeq and is a predicted model, not a curated record. NCBI's taxonomy places the organism in Eukaryota, Viridiplantae, Chlorophyta, Chlorophyceae, Chlamydomonadales, Chlamydomonadaceae. Gene Ontology annotation, cellular component: chromosome. Gene Ontology annotation, molecular function: protein binding; double-stranded DNA binding; cohesin loader activity. The coding region runs from base 302 to 4144 and encodes 1280 amino acids. Gene Ontology annotation, biological process: mitotic sister chromatid cohesion.
GAGCCUUCGGCUUGCGACUCUCCAUACUGUUUGGGAAUCAUCAAGUUUACUGUCUUAGGCGAAAGACCAGCAGCAUACCUAAGCAAACUGACAAUUACAGUCUAAAGUCAGGUCUAAAUCUCGCGGGAAGCGGUAUUUCUCUCACCUUGGAACUCUUGCUCAAGUGCACGCGUACAAAAGAUUUGACGCGAAAUGGCAUAGCACUUAGUUUCAGGGGCAGCGAGGCCGGGCGGAGCAGCUGGCGAGGGGUUUCUCUUGAGAAGCCUGGGCGCGCCGCGAGGCGCCCGGCUCAGUGGGCAAGAUGCAUAUUAAGCAGGUGCUGAUUGAGGGGUUCAAGAGCUACAAGGACCAGACAAGCACUGAUGAGUUCGAUCCCAAAAUCAAUGUUGUCGUCGGAGCGAACGGCUCAGGGAAGUCCAACUUCUUUCACGCCAUCCGCUUCGUGCUCAACGAUGCCUUCAUCAACAUGCGCGGGGAGGAGCGGCUGCAGUUGCUGCAUGAGGGCGCCGGGCACCGGGUGUCCAGUGCAUGGGUGGAGGUGGUGUUUGACAACACGGACGGCCGCUUUCCGAUUGACAGGUCAGAGGUCCGGCUGCGGCGCACCAUCAACGCCAAGAAGGAUGAUUACACGCUGGACAAGAAGCACAUCAACAAGAGCGAGGUCAGCAGCUUGCUCGAAAGCGCGGGCUUCAGCAAGAGCAACCCAUACUACAUCGUCCAGCAGGGCAAGAUCACGGCCAUGGCGGCGAUGAGCGACGCACAGCGCAUGGAGCUGCUGAAGGAGAUUGGCGGGACUCGGGUGUAUGAAGAGCGGCGCAAGGAGAGCCUGCGCGUCAUGCAGGAGACCGAGAGCCGCAAACAGCAGAUUCUCAGCAUGCUGUCGGAGAUUGAGGACAAGCUGCGCGAGCUGGACGCGGAGCGGGCGGAGCUGAUGGAGUACCAGGACCUGGACCGGCGGCGGCGCUGUCUGCAGUACACCCUGUUCGACAAGGAGCUGGCCAAGGCCACCGCGGACGCCGCCAGGCUGGAGCGUGAGGCGGCCCAGCUGCGCGAGACGGUGGGCAGCGCCUCCACGGACCAGGAGCGCACGAUGGCGGAGGGCAAGGAGCUGGAGCGGCAGGUCAAGGCGCUGGAGGCCGAGUACGCCGUGGCGCAGGGCCAGGCCAGAGCACUGCAGGCCCGGCGCCAGGAGCUUGUUGCUCAGCGCUCGCGGCAGGAGGUGGACAUCGAGGAGCUGGAGCGCCGCGUGCGGCGGGCCGAGUCGCGCGAGCAAAGUUCCCGGCGCGAAAUGGCGGCGCUGCAGAAGGACCUGGAGGCGGAGCAGGCUAAGCUCAAGCAGCUUCAACAAGCCGCCGCCACCGCCGAGGCCGACUGGUCGGAUCUGCAGUCGCGCAUCAAGGAGGCGGACAGCCGGCUGGCGGCGCUGUACCGCAAGCAGGGCUCCAGUUCGUACCGCAGCCGCGACGAGCGAGACGCGGAGCUCAAGAAGCAGCUGGUGGCGUACGAGCACAAGCUGGCGACCAAGAAGCAGAGCCGCGAGCGCACGCAGGAGGAGUACCGCGCCCACAACGAGCAGCUCAUGGAGCUGAGCCAGACUAUCGGCGACCUGGACGCCGAGGUACGGUCUCUGGAGGGUCGGGUGUUGGACUCGGACAAGGCGCACGCCGAGGCGCAUGCGGCUCGCGUGAAGCUGCUGGACGACCGCAAGGCCAAGCAGCGCGAGGAGGAGUUCGCGGAGCAGGCGCUGAAGACGGCGGAGGCGGAGAUGCGGGCGGCGCAGUCGGCGUAUGACAAAUGUAUGCCAAACGACGUGCGCAAGGGCAUCCAGGGGCUGGAUGCGCUGCGGCAGCGGUACGGUGUGGACAUGAGCGGUGUGCACGGCGCCGUCAUUGAGCACAUCCGAAUUGCGGACUUGUUUUACGUGGCCGUGGACACCAUUGCGGGCAACCAUUUGUUUGACGUCCUGGUGGAGAAUGAGGAGGUGGCGGGUCGCCUCAUCCGCGGCCUGCACCAGAACAACUUGGGCCGAGCCACGUUCGUGCCGCUCAACCGAGUGGGCGACAUGCCCGAGCCGCCGCCGCCGACAGAGUGGGGCCAGGACGUCGUAUCGCUGUACCGCAAGAUCAGCACCGACCCCCGCUUUAAGCCGGCCAUGCGCGACCUGUUCGGCCAGGCGCUGCUGUGCAAGGACAAGGACGUGGCAACCGAGGUGUGCCGCUCCAAUGACAAGUUCGACUGCGUCACGCUCGACGGCGAGAAGUUCGGGCGGCGCGGCAACAUCAGCGGUGGCUUUGCGCCUACCAAUCGCGCCCGGCUGGCGGUGUACGACAACCUGAUGAAGGCACGAGAGCAGGUGGUUGCUGCGGACCGCAAGGCGAAGGACGUGGCCGCCGAGGUGGCGCGGCUGCACGCGGUGGUGGAGGCGGCGGCCAGCCAGCAGGAGAACCUGGACAUGGAGCGCGGCAAGCUGCGCAACGUCAUGCGCGACAAGAAGCAGGACCUGAAGCGCAUCCGCGAGGAGGAGGCGGAGCUGCGCAGCCGCGUGGACGGCGCAGAGCGCACCUUGACCGCCUACGAGAGUGAGAUUGCACACAUCGAGCACGAGGUGUCUGGCCUCAAACGCGAGCUGGCCAGUGACAUGUCGUCCACGCUGACUGCGGCGGAGCGGAACGAGGUCAAGAGCCUCAAUCUGGCGAAGACGCGGAUGUCGGAUCAGCUGCGCGGCUUGUCACAGAAGCGCGACGAGGCGCAGGCGGCGGUUCAGGCCUGCGAGGCGCAUAUCACAGGUGUGCUCAAGCGGCGCGAGGCGUCCAUCCAGGAGGCGCUGUCCACCGACGAUGCCGCCAACGACAAGGCAGCGCUGUCGCUGCGGCAGGCCGACCUGGAGGCGUUACGUCGCUCGCUGGAUGAGGCCAAGGCGGAGGCGGGCCGCUCAGAGCGCCGCGCGGAGGAGCUGCGGGCGCGGCUGGACGAGCUGCAGCGGCAGCGUGACGCGCUGCGGGAUGAGGCUGGCAAGCGGGAGGCAGCAGUGGCGGACAGCGCCAAGGCCCUGGAGGGUCUGGACCACAAGCGCGAGGUGGCGGCGGCCAAGGCGGCCGAGAACGAGCGCAAGAUUCGCGAGCUGGGCUCACUGCCGCAGGAGGCGUUCGACAAGCCCUACCGAGACCGCAGCAUCAAGGACCUGAUGCGGGCGUUGGAGGAAGUGAAUGCCGGCCUGCAGCGCUUUGCCGGUGUGAACCGCAAGGCACUGGACCAGUACGUGGACUUCUCCAACCAGCGCGAGGAGCUGGGCUCGCGCCUUAAGGAGCAGCAAGCCUCCGACUCAAAGAUUCGGGAGCUGAUAACGGCGCUGGACAUGCGCAAGGACGAGGCCAUCGAGCGCACCUUCAAGGGCGUGGCUAAAAAUUUCCGCGAGGUGUUCGCAGACCUGGUGCCGGGCGGCACGGGAGAGCUGGUGAUGAUCCGUGCGGCUGGCCGGGCGGCUGCCGCCGACGGCGAGGACGACGAGGGCGGCGGUACGGGGCCCAGCGGUGGCAGUGAGAAGUACAGCGGUGUCAAGGUCAAGGUCCGCUUCGCUGGCGCUGGAGAGGCGGUGUCCAUGCGCGCGCUGUCGGGCGGCCAGAAGACGCUGGUGGCGCUGGCUCUCAUCUUCGCAAUCCAGCGCUGCGACCCCGCGCCCUUCUACCUGUUCGACGAAAUUGAUGCGGCGCUGGACCCGCAGUACCGGACGACUGUGGCGGCCAUGCUGCGGCGCCAGGCCCACGACGCCACCAACCCUGCCCAGUUCAUAGUCACGACGUUCCAUCCCCAGAUCGUCUCGGAGGCAGACCGGCUGUUUGGUGUGGCACACACCAACCGCAUCUCACGCGUGUACGCGAUCCAACGGGAGGACGCGCUGCAAUUUCUGCAGGCCGCAGAGGAGCACGGGCAGCAAGGCGACGGCACCAGCCAUGGCGCAGGCGCAUCGGCCGCGGUCACCAAGCAGCAGGGGAAGAGGGCACGUGGUGCAGCAGGUGGAGCAUCAGCAGCGGCAGGUGCGCGCAAGCGGCAGCGUCCAGCGGCACGGCGCAAGGAGGAGGACGAGGAGAACGACAACGAAGGCAGUGCGGACGAGGAAGCGGGUGGAGAUGACGAUGAGGAUUAGAUGGAGACCCUGUUUUGCAGAUGGAAACAGUAAUGCCGUGGAUACGAUCAUACAAUUUGCAGGAUGAACACGUGCCUGCGCGUUCGGAAGACGCAGGUUUGGCAUUCCAGUGUCAGUGGGAGGGCCCGACUGCCGCCCGAGAUUGGGACGAGAGGUAGGAUGCUGACAGUACUGGGAGGUUUUGCAGCAACACCGGGGUUGGGCUUCGGUGGAAGUCCAUGGUCUCUCUAUAUGUGCUUAGACACUCAGAUUGUCCCCUCUUAUAACAUCGCAAUCUUACGGCAGGGCCCAGGAGUGAAUGACUAAAACGGUAUAGCAAGGGUCAAAAGGUUUAGGGCGGGCGAAGGAUCCUGACGAAUGGCGAUGUUUCCGCGUAGCGGAAGUUUGUCUGGAUAUGGAUACAUGUUUGGGAGGUGCAAGCAAGUGGGGUAGAAAGCUCAGAUUCUUACCCCAUGCUCAAAAUUACAGAGCUUUAGGAGAGCAUUACGCACGUACUAUUAGCUUUGUCAGGGGUGGUCCGUGGGGGUGGUCUGAUGAGGAACGAAGUUCUGGGCCGCCAAAGUUGAGGGGUCGGUCGUAAUCCCUGGGGGUCCGCGGAUUUCGGGAAGCGCCCCACAAGCAGAACUAGGGGCCAAACGCAGCACCACGAGGCUUAAUCGUGCACGUUGUGCCGUAAUUAAGCACAAAUAAAGCAUGGGAGGGCUAUUAUGCGCGUCCUGGCGUCCCUCCCACAGUCGACACAUGCGCACUGACUUGGCGGGGCUCUCAGGCGCUGGUGGCCUCGUGCGCAUGAAGGCUGCCGACGCACGCUGUCCGUACAUUACUUGACACUGAGUUGAACGCGGGGUGGGCUGGGUCGGGGGGAUUUCCUUGGACGGAUAGCAUCCCGCGUGUGACCGAAGUGUUACAACAGGACCGCUCAUGGCCUAGCGUGAUAGCGCUCGUCACCAGGAGUCAAUGGGCACCGCUUUGGUGGGAUUAAACGUUAACAAUUAGGCUGUGUAUGUGGGGGUUCGGUCGUCCCCUCCGUCCCCUCGAGGGGGGUCCGGGGGAUUUCGGGGCAUGGGGUCUGGCACGUUGUUCCCAACCCACACUUACACCAGGGGAGGUCAGUCUUCGCUGACUUAUACGGUCACAAACACGGUCCUGCCCCCGCGUGCUUGGGGUCGAGGACAUGCUGGGCACGCACGUAAGAAGCCUUGCUCCCUUACAUGUAGUUCCUUGUCCUAAAUCGUGUGUGUCUAAACGUACACUGAGGUGGGACGAGUCUAGCUGUCUAGGCUUACGGGAUGUCCCGCCAGGGCCCUCAGUUCG